AUGUCGCGGUACCUGACACCCCACAAGAUCAGCUUUCUCGUGCUGGCUAGUCUUUACUGCGACGCUGUUGUUCCCACUGCAGCAACCAUUCCAGUCUUGUCCUUCAUUAUCUCUCACAUCAUCUCUCCUGCUCGCUCAAAUUAUCGCCAGCGCGAUUCAUCCAGCUUACCAGAUGCCGUCACCUCGAUAAGUGCUUUCGACAAUGUUACCCUUGCACACGCUUCCAGCGUCCCCGGAAAGACACUGCUAGACCUGUUCCUGAAGAAGUUGUGGGAAAUCAACUCGUUUGACGCUUUUCAUACUUUCUUUCACGAGCUUGCUGGGAUACUUUCACCGUCCCGAGAUGAUGGAGAACGCGAGCCUUCCGCACACAUGCUCUUGUCAAGAACAUCGCCUCUCGGGACUUUCGUGCGACGAGCACAGCUGGAGUUUACACGGCUCCAGUUUCAUGACGCCAUCCAGCUCUGGUCGGCGUUUCUUAAGUACAAGACGGUUUUUCCCGACUGGACGAAGAGACCCACACGCAUGGCUGGCCCCGGGAUCGAUGUCAACAUUACGGAUGUUGGGGUGCGCGCUAGAGAUAGCCUAUUCCGAGCUGUUUACAGCCAUCUGGACGAGCUGAGUGAACCAGAAGAAAUGGUCAGCGUUGAUGACAUUGAACGGAUUCUAGAGUAUCAGGUGGAUCGGAUUCAGCGCUUGGGAUGUCGACUACCGGAUGACAUGAGGUCGCAACUUCGCGGCAUGAUUGGUCCUGCAGGGACUGUAUUGAGAUCGUCUCACCGUGUGAAAUUCUUCGAUGCGUGGCGGGCAGGCGACUACACAUCUGCGCUUGAUAAUCUUCAUCGAUACUACGAUUACGCCAUGCAGACUCGUAACAAAAUACACUAUCAAUAUGCUCUACUCCAUAUGGCUAUUCUACACGCAGAGUUUGGCUGCUGGUCCGAAGCUGUUGCAGCAAUCAACGAAACUAUCUCCACGGCGAGGGAGAAUCAAGAUAUGAGCUGUUUGAACUUUAGUCUGAGCUGGCUCAAUCAUAUGAGCAAGGCUUACCCGAAGCAGAUGAAGAAGGCUGGUUACAUGGGAGUGAUCGGCUCCGAGCGAGACGGAUUAGCAUUUCUGAAGCAGAAGGCAAAGGAGACGAAAAUGUACAACCUCCUAAGCUCCACGUUAUUGGAUGAGGCCAGGCUCGGCCUCUCAAAUGGCGAGUCCAUACCUCGUGCAAUUGAGCACAUUUACCAAGCAUCCCAUCUGAACAUACGCGAAAAUAUCGUCGCAAACUACGGAGGACAAAUGCUGAUGCAGUCUGCUCUGUAUACAAGACUAGGCAUGGCCCAUGUGUCGAAGGUCUACUGCGAGCUUCUACUACAUUGUUAUCAUGUCAACUGCCCAAUGGAAGAGACUAUCAGAGCACUCUGCCGAUGUGCAUAUACCGUAUCACAGUCAGGUCGAUACGACGAGGGAAUCACCAUGCUGGAGUCUAUUGAUCCGGAGGCACACCGCACCUUGAAAUUCCAUCAGCUGAUCUUCAACUACACUGGCUUGCUCAAGCUGAAGCGAGCAAUUCGAAGCUCCAGCGGCGCCCAAGAUAUCGAGAUCUCCUUUCUCCUCUGCCUCGCCCGCAUCGACUUCCUCACACUCUGCGGCCGCUUCUCCGAUGCAUUUGCUGUGAUAGAGGACGUGGCGGCGUCUCUCAAAGAGGAGGGUGCGGACAUCUACCAACGCGUCACCAUUCUCCUCGCCAAGGCGACUCUGUUCGCAAAGGCUGGCAAGCCUGAGAAAGGGUUCAGCGUGGCGCUCAGGGCCGCUAGCACGAGCUCUCGCGCGCGAUUGAUGCCGAGUCUGUGGGAGGCCGUGGGACGUAUCGCUCACAUACUAAAUGGGAUGGGAGAGUGUCGAGCUGCGAGCCGACUGUUGAGUUCCAUACUACCACAGGCCCUCGAAUCUUCCGAUCUCAGCCUAUGCGCGGAUCUCUACUCCAUCCAAGCGGACGCAUACAUGGGACUUGCAGGACUCGAAGACGGAAGCACACCAGCCGGCCUCCGACAGCGCGCUACUAACGUCAACAGGGCGGACCUCUAUAUUGAUCGAGCUCGAGAAUACAUCUCCAUCGAGUGCGAGUCGCUUGCUAAGAAAGCCCUGAUCGCCAAACUCCGCGGCGACGAGAAGCUUGCGGGGGAGUGGGCGGAGGACUAUCUGCAGACGUACAACGCCGCACACGAGAGGAGCGGGGAUGACUAUAUAUAA
Mytilinidion resinicola is the source of this 2244-nucleotide messenger RNA. RefSeq lists its product as uncharacterized. The coding region runs from base 1 to 2244 and encodes 747 amino acids. The record is from RefSeq and is a predicted model, not a curated record. Gene Ontology annotation, biological process: protein K11-linked ubiquitination; anaphase-promoting complex-dependent catabolic process; positive regulation of mitotic metaphase/anaphase transition. Gene Ontology annotation, molecular function: protein binding. Gene Ontology annotation, cellular component: anaphase-promoting complex. The transcript is spliced from 9 exons. Lineage: Eukaryota; Fungi; Ascomycota; Dothideomycetes; Mytilinidiales; Mytilinidiaceae.